Messenger RNA from Bacidia gigantensis, 717 nucleotides. RefSeq lists its product as uncharacterized. Bases 1 to 717 code for a protein of 238 amino acids. Lineage: Eukaryota; Fungi; Ascomycota; Lecanoromycetes; Lecanorales; Ramalinaceae. The record is from RefSeq and is a predicted model, not a curated record. The transcript has 4 exons.
AUGGACAAAUUGUCCUACCUGACCUUAUUCUCCGAGGCUCUCUGGAAUCUCUCAACAGGCGCUCUUGACGAUAGCAUAAGAUUCCCCAACCACCAAAACUUAGCUCUCUUAAGGUGGAAAGAUCCAACCAACGAUUCGACCACUACGGUAGGCGUUAUACUAGAAUGGACGCCAUGGGACACGGUCAAAGCAGGUAUCUUAGCGAUCGAAGCCGGCAUCAACACCUUCGCGGACGAGACAGAUUUGAUCCAUCAGAUGGCCUUCGGCGUGCGAAGUAGCUCUGAGGUUCGGAAUGCAGCGAUCAGUGACAGCGUCGUAGCCCAUUUCCAAAUAAAACCAACAACACCGCUCAAUCCCCCAAACACUCUCUCCAUCACCAAUGACACACUUAUUCCCUUCGACACCCUGCCCGAAGCCUCCCAACUACCCUCCUCCUCCAAUCAACUCAACCAAACCUCAUCCCCCGCCCCCUUCCCCGCCCCCGCCCCCGCAAGCUUCGAGAUCAGCAAACGCGACUGGCCUCCCAGCGUCUCAGCCACACGUCCAAAAGUCACGAUCAGCUGGUUGCCGAACGCGCAAACUCUGGACACGCAAAGCGUCUACCUCGCAGCCGUGAAGGCGUUCAAGCGCGUUGCGGUGGAGACAAAGACGGCUGUGGUUCCUACGAAUCGGGGCUUUGUGUCUGAAGGUCGCGCGGUGAAUGCGCAGUUGUUGUGA